Molecule: messenger RNA, 675 nt
Organism: Diversispora eburnea
Lineage: Eukaryota; Fungi; Glomeromycota; Glomeromycetes; Diversisporales; Diversisporaceae
Source: the annotation of a GenBank genome assembly
AUGAAUGAAUAUAAUAAAACCAAAUAUUUGGAAUCCCAAAUUAAAAGUUUCAAUGAACGUCCUCACAAAAUCCGUCGCGAUCUUUGGAAACCUAUAUUAGCAAUUUCAGGAUUUUCUUCUUAUACAUCAGUAAUAGCCACCAACAAUAUAGUAAGAGAUAAACUUCUCAAUUAUCCUAAACCUGCUGAUUACCUUAAAUUAAGACGUAAAGAACGUAUGAAAGAUGAUAUGGAUCAAUUAGAGAAAAGUGUUUGUAGUUUAUGUUAUGCUUUAAAUAAAGUUGUAUAUACUAAAGGUUAUGAAUGGGAUGCUUCAAGUAAUUUAAUUAUAUAUUGGGAAAAUCCAGAAUUAAAAGAAGUACCAACGAAAGUAGGAUUAACUUGGCCAAAAUGUGUUAAACAUCAAAAAUUAUUAAUUAAACGAGGUACCAUUCCAUUAAAUCAAGAAUUUAAAGUAAUUCAGAAACCUGAAGAAGUUAGAGAAGAAAUUAGAAAAACUAGAUAUUUGAAAUCAAGACGUGGUAGAAUUGAAUCAGAGAAAAAAGAAGAGAAACUGAAACUUAUGGAAAGAUUAGCUAGCAUUCCAAAGCUUAGAGAGAUUUUAGAGGCGAAUGCGAGAGGAAGAAAUCAAUUAAAUCAAUUUAAAAUGAUCGAUAGUAUUAAUAAUAAAAAUUAG